Molecule: messenger RNA, 1160 nt
Organism: Telopea speciosissima
Lineage: Eukaryota; Viridiplantae; Streptophyta; Magnoliopsida; Proteales; Proteaceae
Product: protein RGF1 INDUCIBLE TRANSCRIPTION FACTOR 1-like
Exons: 4
Coding region: 138-881 (247 amino acids)
Molecular function (GO): zinc ion binding
Source: RefSeq, a predicted model, not a curated record
AGAAGAGCUUGAGAGCCUCUCCCUACUUCUAGAAACUCUGCUAUAAAUAGAGGAGGUUGUUUGGUACUUUGGGUAGGGUUUUCUUUUCUCAAGCUUUGAAUGAACCUCUUCUCUGAGAAGAAGAAGAAGAAGAAAUAAUGGUGAGAGUAUCUGGUGGUGGAGGAGAGAUAGUGAUGAAACCGGCAUGGCUUGAAGGGUUAAUAGCUGAAACAUUCUUUGCUGCGUGUGGGGCCCACGAGAGUCGCAGGAAGAACGAGAAGAACAUAUUUUGCUUGGAGUGUUGUCGAAGUAUUUGCCCUCACUGUGUUCUAUCUCAUCGUUCUCACCCACUUCUGCAGGUGAGAAGAUAUGUUUACCACAAUGUUGUCAGAUUGGAUGAUCUUGAGAAGCUCAUUGAUUGCUCUUAUAUUCAGCCUUACACCAUAAACAGUGCCAAAGUAAUAUUCUUGAAUCAAAGGCCUCAGUCAAGGCCUUGUAAGGGCUCUGCCAACAUCUGCCUCACCUGUGACAGAAUACUCCAAGAGCCAUUCCACUUCUGCUCUCUUUCAUGCAAGGUCGAUCAUGUGGUGUUUCAGGGGGGAGAUCUUUCGAGCAUCAUAUACCGAUUCAAUGAAUCUGAUUUUGCAGCUUCCCAAUUCGAGGGUUUACCGAUGGACGGUUCUGAUCUUCUUGAUGAUGGUCAAAUCACCCCUAACUUUAUUCUAGAGGACCCAAUACAGUUCAAGGGCUCAUCUUGCUCAAGUGACACUAUAGGCAGCUCUGGCAUCUCACAGAAUUCUGAGGUAGUGAAGAAGAAGAAGAAAGGGAGUGGUUUCCUCCCUGGAAUUGUUCUCUCAUUGAGUAGGAGAAAGGGUGCUCCUCAUAGAUCACCUCUUUCUUAGUUAAAACAAUUUGGAAAUUCAAAAAUAAACUUGAGAAGCUCCUAUAUUACAUAUGCUGUACUAGAUGCAUGCUACUAUUGCUAUUAGGUUUUUCUUAUGAUGAUGAUGAUGAUGAUGAUUAUGAUCAAUAUAUAUUUACUAUUGUAUCAAGGCAUAUCGGUUUCUUCUCGGAGCAAUUCUGUUACAAACACCCCCCGGUGGCUGUCGAAAGCCAUCAAUUUUGUAUGAAUGUAAUGGAAUUUGCAAGUAAAUAUAUAUGAUAUCUAUAACAUAAAACCA